AUGCAAGCUGACCUGGAGGCAGAGCUGGAGGCUGAAAAGAAUUUUCCACUCCAGCAGCAGCAAUGCUACGUGGAACAGCCUCCAGCUAUUUGCCGUGUGGGAAACCACCGCAGCCAGUGCCGCCACCAUCAGCCUGGCACCACCGCUCUGGCUAACUACCACCCCUCAGCGGCCUGUACACGCGUCCGCUGUGGCGACGACGGCGGCACUGCAGCCGAGCGGCGCGACAAGCGCGUCCGGACAGCGUUCACGAGCGCGCAGCUGGUGCAGCUGGAGCGCGAGUUCGCAGCCAACAUGUACCUGUCCAGGCUGCGCCGCAUCGAGAUCGCCACCGGGCUGCGACUCAGCGAGAAGCAGGUCAAGAUCUGGUUCCAAAACCGCCGCGUCAAGGCCAAGAAGGAGGUAGCGGGCUCCGGCGCCGUCGAGCGCUGCUGCUGCGGCGCCAGCAAGCUGCACCGCCAGCACCACUAUCGCGCCUGA
Messenger RNA from Schistocerca gregaria, 480 nucleotides. Its product is annotated as GS homeobox 2-like. Gene Ontology annotation, cellular component: nucleus. The record is from RefSeq and is a predicted model, not a curated record. Bases 1 to 480 code for a protein of 159 amino acids. Gene Ontology annotation, biological process: regulation of transcription by RNA polymerase II. The transcript has 2 exons. Gene Ontology annotation, molecular function: DNA-binding transcription factor activity, RNA polymerase II-specific; RNA polymerase II cis-regulatory region sequence-specific DNA binding. Lineage: Eukaryota; Metazoa; Arthropoda; Insecta; Orthoptera; Acrididae.